Exophiala mesophila is the source of this 1531-nucleotide messenger RNA. RefSeq lists its product as uncharacterized. The transcript has 8 exons. Gene Ontology annotation, biological process: proteolysis. The record is from RefSeq and is a predicted model, not a curated record. Lineage: Eukaryota; Fungi; Ascomycota; Eurotiomycetes; Chaetothyriales; Herpotrichiellaceae. Bases 478 to 1281 code for a protein of 267 amino acids. Gene Ontology annotation, molecular function: deNEDDylase activity; cysteine-type peptidase activity.
ACUACCACUGACUACCACUGACUCCUCCUGACUACUCCUGUACAUCUAUUGUCCUCUCAUCUGUUAGGCCUCGACUCCAAGGCUGCUACUGUUGCUGCUACUACUGUGCGCCUAUCCACCCUCCGUCCUCUCGUCAUUCCAUCUACCGGCCUGAUCGCCAAUUCCACUGCGGCAACAUUGUCCUCGACCAGUCCUCGACCACCAGACUUCAUCGCACACCCAACCACCUACACCUACGCCAGUCUGUCGAGAAGCAGUGUAAGAGCAGGAUACAUCGUGCGCGACCUGCGACCUGCGACCCAGCCACACCUCAUCUCAAAUUCCUCUCCGUCUACUUCUUGAAUAUCAUCGCACACCAUGACCAGGAAUUCCAAUUCUUGACCAUCGACUGCACGGCCACUCCGUUUUCAACCUCGACCCCUCUUCCUCAACCAAUCUUAGAAUUAAAACAUCACCCGCCCAAGUGCUGAUCAUAGAAUGCCCGAUCUCCAUCCGUUUGGCGGGCGAAUGAGUCGACAUUUUUCGAAACUGGCUCCAGAAGACGCUUAUCUCAGUUACUACGAAGUUCGACUCACCAGAGAAGAUGUCUCGGUCCUCAAGAAUGAUUGGCUUACAGAUAAUGUCAUUGCAUUCUGGCAAGAAUAUCUCGAGAGGGAGUACCUCAAGAACUACAAGGCCACAAAUAUCAUCCUACUGCGCCCUUCGGUGACAUUCAUGCUUAUGAGAGCCAGAGAUGAUUCUUCAAUCAAGGAUGCCCUUCCAGAUUUCAAGGGCGUUUCUCACGUUUUCCUUCCCAUCAAUGACGAGAGCUCUGUUUCGACUGCCGAAGGUGGUUCCCACUGGUCUCUCCUCCUCGUUUCCAUUGUCGACGGCGUCUCCUUUCAUUACGAUUCGAUGCAUCAGAGCAACGCCCAAGAGGCUUAUCUUGCCACUCAAAAACUCUCAAAGGUCAUCAAUCGACCCUUGCGUUUCAUUCACCUCAACGAUAGUCCACAACAAGACAAUGGUUCAGAUUGUGGAGUCUUUGUCUGUCUGAACAUGCGCCAUCUCCUCUUGAAAAGGUUACUCAUGGUCCGAACUGAUGCCAAAGUCAGCAUGAGCCUAGGAGGAAGGAUGGUGGAUGCAGCGGCAGGUCGCAAAGAAAUGUUGAGACUGAUUGACGAAUUUCGGAGAGAAGGCGAACGAAGAAGAUCGCACAGCCAAUCUCCUCAUCCUGGCAGAAAGUCAAGGAGUCCGCCAAGAAUAGAUUCCCCAUUACCAUCGAGUAGAGACAGAAGGUGAUUGGGGUUGUCGCUGUCGCAAGAUUGAUUUCAGCCAAAGAGUAGACGAUGAUUGAUGACAUUAUUGAUUCUUUUCGGUCGCUAUAGGGGUUGCCAUAGACAUGGAUGGAGACUUGUCUAGGGGCGCAAGGAAUCAAUGAAUUAAUGAAGGGAAAUGAUGGGAAAUGACAUUAGGUUUACGAUUUCCCUUCAAUCGACUAGUCCAGACAUAAUAUACUGGAUAGAUAUCAUGAGGAUUCCAUCAAAUGUCG